Molecule: messenger RNA, 3515 nt
Organism: Paramuricea clavata
Lineage: Eukaryota; Metazoa; Cnidaria; Anthozoa; Malacalcyonacea; Plexauridae
Source: the annotation of a GenBank genome assembly
AUGGUUCCUCACUCCGAGGACAAGGUUUCUCACACUGGGGACAAGGUUACUCAAUCUGAGGACAAAGUUCCACACUCUGAAGACAAGAUUCCUCACUCUGACGACAAGGUUCCUCACUCUGAGGACAAGGUUCCUCACUAUGAGGACAAGGUUCCUCACUCUGAGGACAAGGUUCCUCACUCUGAGGGCAAGGUUCUUCACACUGAGGACAAGUUUCCUCACUCUGUGGGCAUGGUUCCUCACUAGAACGACAAGGGUUGUCACACUGAGGACAAGGUUCCUCACUCUUGGGACAAGGUUCCUCAAACUGAGGAAAAGGUUCCUCACUCUGAGGACAAGGUUCAUCACUCUGAGGACAAGGUUCCUCACUCUGAGAACAAGGUUUCCCACUCUGAGGACAAGGUUCCUCGCUCUGGGAAGAAGGUGUUUCACACUGUGGACAAUGUUCCUCACUCUGAGAACAAGGAUCCUCACUCAGAGGACCAGGUUUUUCACACUGAGGACAAGGUUCCUCACACUGAGGACAAGGUUCCUCACUCUGAGACAAAGGUUCCUCACACUUAGGACAAGGUUCCUCACUCUGAGACAAAGUUUCCUCACACUUACGACAAGGUUCCUCACUCUGAAAACAAAGUUCCGCACUCUGAGGACAAGGCUCCUCACUCUGAGGACAAGGUUCCUCACUCUGAGGACAAGGUAUCUCCCACUGAGGACAAGGUUCCUCACUCUGAGGACAAGGUUCCUCACUCUGAGGACAAGGUUCCUCACUCUGAAGACAAGGUUCCUCACUCUGAAGACAAGGUUCCUCACUAUGGGGACAAGGUUCGUCACACUGACGAGAAGGUUCCUCACUUUGACGACAACGUUCCUCACACUGAGGAGAAGGUUCCUAACUCUGAGGACACGGUUUCUCACUCUGAAGACAACGGUUGUCACACUGAGGACAAGGUUCCUCACUCUUGGGACAAGGUUCCUCAAACUGAGGACAAGGUUCCUCACUCUGAGGACAAGGUUCAUCACUCUGGGGACAAGGUUCCUAACGCUGAGGAACAGGUUCCUCACCAUGAGGACAAGGUACCGCACCCAGUGGACAAGGUUCCUCACUGUGAGGAGAAGCUUCCUCACUCUGAGGACAAGGUUCCUCGCUCCGAAGGCACGUCCCUCACUCUGAGGACAAGGUUCCUCACUCUGAGGACAAGGUUCCUCACUCUGAGCACAAGGUUCCUCACGCUGUGGACAAGGCUCCUCAGUCUGAGGACAAGCUUCUUCGCACCGAGGACAAGGUUCCUCAGUCUGAGAACAAGGUUCCUCGCACUGAGGACAAGAUUCCUCACUCUGAAGACAAGGUUCCUCACUCUGAGGACAAGGUUCUUCACACUGAGGACAAGGUUGCUCACACUGAGGACAAGGUUCCUCACUCUGAGAACAAGGUUCCUCACUCUGAGGACAAGGUUCCUCACUGUGACGACAAGGUUCCUGACUGUGAGGACAAGGCUCUCCACACUGAGGACAAGGUUCCUCACACUGAGUACAAGGUUGCUGGCUCUGAGGAGGUGCUUCACACUGAGGACGAGGUUCUUCACCCUGAAAACAAGGUUCCUCACUCUGAGGACAAGUUUCCUCACACUGAGAGAAGGUUCCUCACUCUGAGGACAAGGUUUCUCACUCUGAAGACAAGGGUCCUCACUCUGAGGAGAAGGUUCCUCACUCUGAGAACAAGGUUCCUCACUCUGAGGACAAGGUUUAUCACUGUGAGAACAAGGUUCCUAACUCUGAGGACAAGGUUCCUCACGCAGAGGACAAGGUUCCUAACUCUGAGGACAAGGUUUCUCUCACUGAGGACAAGGUUGCUCACUCUGAAGGCAGCUUCCCUCUCUAAGGACAAGGUUCCUCACCCUGAGGAGAAGGUUCUUCACACUGAGGACAAGGUUCCUCACACUGAGGACAAGGUUCCUCACUUUGAAAACAAGGUUCCUCACACUGAGGGCAAGGUUCCUCACUCUGAGAACAAGUUUCCUCAGUCUGAGGACAAGGUUCCUCACUAUGAGGACAAGGGUCCUCACACUGAGGACAAGGUUCCUCACUCUGAGGACAAGGUCCUUCACACUGAGGGGAAGGUUACUCACACUGAGGACAAGGUUCCUCACUCUGAGAACAAGGUUCCCCACUCUGAGGACAAGGUUCCUCGCUCUGAGAAGAAGGUGUUUCACACUGAAGACAAUGUUCCUCACUCUGAGGACAAGGUUCCUCACGCUGAGGACAAGCUUCCUCACUCUGAGGACAAGGCUCCUCACUCGGAGGACAAGGUUCCUCACUCUGAGGACAAGGUCCUUCACACUGAGGGGAAGGUUACUCACACUGAGGACAAGGUUCCUCACUCUGAGAACAAGGUUCCCCACUCUGAGGACAAGGUUCCUCGCUCUGAGAAGAAGGUGUUUCACACUGAAGACAAUGUUCCUCACUCUGAGGACAAGCUUCCUCACUCUGAGGACAAGGCUCCUCACUCGGAGGACAAGGUUCCUCACUUUGAGGACAAGGUUCUUCACACUGAGGGCAAGGUUCCUCACUCUGAAAACAAGGUUCCUCAGUCUGAGAAAAAGGUUCCUCACUCUGAGGACAAGGUGCUUCACACUGAGGACAAUGUUCCUCACUCUGAGAACAAAGUUCCUCACUCUGAGGACAAGGUUCCUCAAUCGGAGGACUAGGUUCCUCACUCUGAGGACAAGGUUGCUCACACUUAGGACAAGGUUCCUCACUCUGAGGACAAGAUUCCUCACUGUGAGCACAAGUUUCUUCAAACUGAGGACAAGGUUCCUCACACUGUGGACGAGGUUCCUCACUAUGAGAACAAGGUUCCUCACACUGAGGACAAGGUUCCUCGCUCUGAGGACAAGGUUCCUCACUCUGAGGGCAAGGUUCCUCAGUCUCAGCGCAAGGUUCCUCACGCUGAGGACAAGGUACCUCACGCUCAGGACGAGGUUCCUCACUCUGAGGACAAGGUUCUUCACACUGAGGACAAGGUUCCUGACACUGAGGACAAGGUUCCUCACUCUGAAAACAAGGUUCCUCACACUGAGGGGAAGGUUCCUCACUCUGUAGACUAGGUUCCUGACUCUGAGGACAAGGUUCAUCACACUGAGGACAAGGUUCCUCACACUGAGGACAAGGUUCCUCACUCUGAGCACAAGGUUCCUCACAAUGAGGAAAAGGUUCCUCGCUCUGAGGAGAAGUUGCUUCACACUGAGGACAAGGUUCUUCACUCUGAAAACAAGGUUCCUCAUUCUGAGGACAAGUUUCGUCACACUGAAGCAAGGUUCCUCACUCUGAGGACAAGGUUCCUCACUCUGAGGAGAAGGGUCCUCCCUCUGAGAAGAAGGUUCCUCACUCUGAAGACAAGGUUCCUCACUCUGGGAACAAAACUUCUCACACUGAGGACAAGGUUCCUCACUCUGAGAACAAGGUUCAUCACUCUGAGGACAAGGUUCCUCACUCCGAAGGCAGGUCCCUCGCCCUGA